Messenger RNA from Babjeviella inositovora NRRL Y-12698, 2266 nucleotides. RefSeq lists its product as uncharacterized. The transcript has a single exon. NCBI's taxonomy places the organism in Eukaryota, Fungi, Ascomycota, Pichiomycetes, Serinales. The record is from RefSeq and is a predicted model, not a curated record. Gene Ontology annotation, molecular function: long-chain fatty acid-CoA ligase activity. The coding region runs from base 1 to 2115 and encodes 704 amino acids. Gene Ontology annotation, cellular component: membrane; endoplasmic reticulum. Gene Ontology annotation, biological process: long-chain fatty acid metabolic process.
AUGUUGCCAUUGAAUCCCGAAUCGAUUGCAGGCUGCUUUGCAGUACCUAAUACCGCCCGCGCGGACGGCUCCCCUGUGUUUAGAAACAAGUUCAGCCGCAGCAUGGGCUUGGCCACCUCCAUUCAUCCCAAAAUAACAACCCUCUACGAUUUUUUCAACAGUGCUAUAGCGUUGUUUCCCUCAAACCACUGUCUUGCCGUUAGGAGUCCUCAAGAGCAAACGUACCGCCUUAAGACUUUUUUAGAGGUUGGGAGGAUCAGGGAUUGGUUUGGCUCUGGUCUAGAAUGUUUGCUUGACACUGAUUUGGCUGAGAGCGGUCUGAUUAGAACUCCGUUCGUGUUAGCCAUAUAUGCCCCUAACUGCUUCGAGUGGAUUAUUGCUGACUUGAGCUGCAUCGCCUACUCCAUCCCGACAACUCCGUUGUAUGACACGUUGGACCCGGAGUCUAUUGUUUUCAUCUUGGAGCUCACCAAGACACGGGCCGUUUUGGUGUCUCCUGCACAGGUUACCUGUAUUGUGGAUAUCUUGCGGAACAACCACCUCAAUGGUGUGAAGGUAAUUAUCAUCACCGAGAUAGAACUGUUACUGCUGAUUGACCCAAAAACGAGAGAGCGGGCGAAGAAAUGGGGGGUGAGGUUGAUAACCUUUGCCGAGGUGACCGCUAUUGGAGCCAGAAAGCCAGCAGCACACAUACCCCCAACUGCUGCCUCGAUACACACCAUAUCCUUCACUUCCGGGACACUGGGCAGACCUAAGGGGGUAGAGUUAACACACGGCAAUGCGGUGGCAGGGAUUACGUCUCUUUAUACGGUUACUCCCAAGCCUGACACCCGUAUACGUCAAUACAGAUCCUUGUGCUAUUUACCCUUAGCCCAUAUUAUCCAGAGGCAGGUGAUCCACUUUGAGUUUAGCUUUGGGGGCACGGUUUAUCUCCCGUCGGUGCCCAAUGACAGCAAACAGAUACUCCAAGACAUUUCCUUGAUAAAGCCUACACAUAUGGCGGGUGUACCGCGAAUCUUCAAUAGAAUAGAAGCGGGAAUUUCCACCAAACUCGAAUCCCUGAACAUAGCGCUCAAAGUUCUCCACAAGAGGUGUAUCGCAUAUAAGGAACAGAAGUUUAGUUCUGGAAAUCACGUUACAAACCACUGGUUGUACGAUCGCCGGUUUACCCAAAGGAUUAAGGCGGAGUUGGGGUUGGAUAACAUACAGUUGUUAGCCACCGGGUCGGCGCCUAUGCUUCCCGACGCCAUUCAAAAACUACGCUAUCUUCUCAACACCGAGGUGCUUCAAGGCUAUGGCUUGACUGAGUCCUAUGGCCCUGUUACGGCCCUGCUUCCGGGGGAUAACUCGUACCCGGAAAGCUCGGGGUUUGUAACCAUCACAACUGAAAUCAAACUCCAGGACGUACCAGAGAUGGAAUAUACCUGGAAAAAGAACCAAUCGGGAGAAUUAUAUCUUCGCGGCCCCCAAAUUAUGAGAGGAUACUAUAAAGAUCCCGAAAAAACCCAAGAAGCUUUUGCAGAAGACGGGUGGUUCAAAACAGGGGACAUUGCCAACAUGGAUGCAAAUGGACGCGUCAAGAUCAUCGACCGCGCCAAGAACAUUUUCAAGCUUUCUGACGGAGAGUACAUCUCUCCUGAAAAGGUGGAAAACGUCUACUUGCAAGCCAACUCCCAAUUUACCUCACAGACAUAUGUGUAUGGUGACUCAUUGCGAUCGUUCUUGGUGGCCAUCAUUGUCCUCAAAGAGAACGCGUGCUUGGAGUUGUUGCAGUCCUCCCUGUCCAAAAAGUUUCCUGCGAUUCGUUUUAUGGAUGAAACCAACCUGAUGGAAUUGAACGCAAACAUUGAGUUACGAAAAGUCAUUUUGCUGCACAUGAACAAAAACGUUGCUGGUGCUGCUACAGCGUUGAAUGAGAUGGAGCGUGUGCGGAACGUCUGGCUAUUUUUCAACCACACGUCCGAAACUGGCGAGAGAAAUACGGGUGAAAACUUUGGGUUCACUAUAGGAAACGGGUUGUUGACACCUUCCCUCAAGACGAAGCGGUUGGAGGCCCGAAGACGCUUUCAUGACGCUGUAGAAAAGAUGUAUGAGGAGGGUGAUUUUACUGUAUGAGGGCUGGAAAGAAGCAUCAAGAAUAGGGGAAAAUUCUCCAUUUAUCGAGUAAUUGGCUAGGCUUGUACGGGUAUACUCGUUGGAGGUGUCUGUAAAAACAAUAUCCAAGAAGCAAGCAAUUUGGUUGAGAAAGGUUAUAACUCUGAAAUAG